AUGAUAACAACUAGUGAUCCUGAUAUCUCUAACGAAUGUGGCGCAAUGACAACGAAAAUAAUCGCCAAAACAACAACUUCUAGUUAUUUUCAGCACACUUCUUCUGACAAAUCUUUGAAUGCUCUUCUACGUAACUUCUCACUUAUUUGCUUGAAUAAAGACGUUAAAGCUAUUAAACGUCGUUUGCAGAAUGUUACUAACGAUUUAGAAAUAUUCAUGAAUCCUUUCGAAUGUGUAUCGUAUAUAGUAAAAGCUCGUGAAAAGGAAUUAAUCAUUAUUGUGUCACAACCAUUAACAGAGCAUUUUAUUCCGCUGAUUCAUGAUCUUAUUCAAGUGAUAUACAUCUAUAUUUUACACACGAACAAAAGUUUUGAUGAUGAAUUCACUAGUAAUAAACGAUAUUCUAAAAUUCGCGGAAGUUUUAUGGGACAUGAUAUUAUUAUUUCUAAACUAAUCGAUGACUUACAUUUAUUAUCUAAUCUUCCUUUACGACAGCCUUUUACACAGACUGACACAAGUAUUAACUUCUACAUGACCUCAGAACAAGGUUAUUCAUUACGAACAUUGACCAAGGAACAAACACAUUUUGUAUCAUUUCAAUUGCUUAUCGAUGUUAUAUUAUCCAAAUCCGAAACAGACUGUCUUUUUGAUAAGACUAAUGCAUUAAAACUGUACCAGGUGCUUUCUAUAGACGAUCAAACUAUACUUGAUAAUAUUCAUGAAUUUGAACAAACAUGCAGUGCUGAUGAUGUAAUUGAUUUUUUUCUAACAAACAAUUAUAUCAAGGAAACAUUGAAUAAAUCGCUUCGAACGGAAAACAUACAACAGAUAUGUAUAUUUUGGUUUUAUAUUAACGAGUUAUGUAAUCAGUUAACCGGUCUCUAUGUCAGGAGGCCAGCGACAGUCU
Didymodactylos carnosus is the source of this 907-nucleotide messenger RNA. Lineage: Eukaryota; Metazoa; Rotifera; Eurotatoria; Philodinida; Philodinidae. The record is from the annotation of a GenBank genome assembly.